Messenger RNA from Oncorhynchus keta (chum salmon), 731 nucleotides. Its product is annotated as calcium uniporter protein, mitochondrial-like. The transcript has 5 exons. The record is from RefSeq and is a predicted model, not a curated record. The coding region runs from base 246 to 731 and encodes 161 amino acids. NCBI's taxonomy places the organism in Eukaryota, Metazoa, Chordata, Actinopteri, Salmoniformes, Salmonidae.
AAAGUCUGUCACGCGGGCGCGCGCUGCUUGUCACCACUGACUGUUGCACACGGAGGAAACGGUCGGCUGCUCUCUCUCGGGCUGUGCUCAGACCCUAUCUCUUAUCUCACCCGCCCUCGGUCUGUUUACACGCAAAACAGUCCGUUGUUGACUGGAAUACGAUACGAAGAUCCUGCUACUAGGCAGGUUUUCUACACGUGUUCUACUGCUCAGUAUGCCAGAACGCAUGGACUAAUUUAACGACGAUGGCUUCGUUGCGAAUGGUCGCCAAACUCCGGGCUAGAGUUGUCGGAUGUACUAAACCGUUCAGCUACGCACUCAAUACAACCCGAUCUCCUGUGAGAUUACUGCAUACGAUCCAUCCCAGACAGCCACAGUGGAGGUGUCCUCCCCAAGUGGUCUUCUGCAGUACUGUAGCACCCUCUAGUGAUGUGGUGUUGCAGUAUAAACAUGGACGACCGGUGCUGGCUGUACCGCUACCCUCCAGGCAGGAGAGCUGUCUGUUCUUCCUCAGGCCCAUGUUAAUGACUGUAGGAGACCUCAUCCACGACCUGCAGAGAGAAGACCCAGGAGUCACCUCUGCCUCUGUGCUCACCAAAGAUGGUGCACGGGUAGCUAACAGCACCUCUAUAGACACCACCCCUAUGGUGCAGGACCAGCACCUCUAUAGACAGUCUCCCAAAGACAGCUAUCAGAUGCUGUACCAUCCAGAAAGAGGUCCCAAAACAUAG